AUCGUUAAAAGAAAACCUGGAGCCUAACAUAGAAAAUAUGGUCAAAAGAACGGACGGUACCGAAUCUCCCAUUCUGCCGGAUUCAGAAACAGAUGGUCAUAGUGAUAAACCAAAACCCAGAUAUGGUGAAUUAGUUAUUUUAGGAUAUAAUGGCUUUCUGCCGCAAGGAGACCGAGGACGUCGCCGUUCCAAAUUCGUGCUCCACAAACGAACAGACCCCAAUGGUGUAAAACGUUCAAAACACUACAUAGUACAAUCGCCACAAACAUCACAAGCCAUAUUAGACACGACGCAGCACUCAAUAUCGUACACGUUAUCGCGAAAUCAGGCAGUCAUCGUGGAGUAUAAGGAGGACCCAGAAACGGACAUGUUUCAGGUGGGUCGAUCUUCAGAGCAACCCAUAGAUUUUGUCGUCAUGGACACGUUACCGGGCGACAAAAAAGACGCAAAAGUGCUCCAAAGUACAAUUUCACGUUUUGCCUGUCGUAUCUUAGUGGAUCGCAACGAGCCGUACAAGGCGAGAAUUUAUGCAGCUGGUUUUGAUUCGAGCCGAAAUAUAUUUUUAGGGGAAAAGGCAACAAAAUGGCAGGAUAAUGUAGAAAUUGAUGGACUUACGACAAAUGGCGUGUUGAUAAUGCAUCCAAAGGGAGACUUUUGUGGAGGAAGUGCAAAAUGUGGCUUAUGGCGGGAAACUUCGGUUGGCGGUGAUGUCUUUAGUUUACGGGAAUCGAGAUCGGCGCAGCAAAAGGGACAACCUAUUUAUGAUGAAUCAAAUGUACUUCAAGAUGGAACUUUGAUCGAUUUGUGCGGCGCUACUCUACUGUGGCGAUCUGCUGAGGGACUGCAACAUUCACCGACAAAACGUGAUUUAGAGAAAUUAGUAGAUGAAAUAAACGCUGGCAGACCACAAUGUCCCGUAGGCCUCAACACGCUCGUAAUACCGCGAAAAGUUACAAUGGGCGAACACAUUAACCAGCCAUACGUGUAUUUGAAUUGUGGUCAUGUGCAAGGACAUCACGAUUGGGGGCAAGACAAGUCCUCGAACGCACGCAAAUGCCCGAUGUGUCUUGAAGUGGGGCCUGUCGUGACGCUCUGUAUGGGCAUCGAGCAGGCCUUCUACGUGGAUUCGGGCCCGCCAACUUAUGCAUUUAAUCCCUGCGGACACAUGGCAACCGAGAAAACUGUGAAAUAUUGGGCUAACGUUGAUAUCCCCCACGGAACAAAUGGCUUCCAAGCUGUUUGUCCAUUUUGUGCCACACCGCUGGUCGGAUCUCCCGGCUACAUCAAGCUGAUAUUCCAGGAUAAUCUGGACUAGAUAGUCUCAUACAGCGUCAACCCAUUCUCAAAGACUUCUUCUCUUCAGCAACAUCAAAGCCACGGAACGAAAUAUGAACCAUUCAAUUUAUCGAAAAAAUACAAAAAACUU
Molecule: messenger RNA, 1426 nt
Organism: Culicoides brevitarsis
Lineage: Eukaryota; Metazoa; Arthropoda; Insecta; Diptera; Ceratopogonidae
Gene: Pli
Product: protein pellino
Exons: 9
Coding region: 38-1315 (425 amino acids)
Biological process (GO): regulation of Toll signaling pathway; protein polyubiquitination
Molecular function (GO): ubiquitin protein ligase activity; protein binding
Source: RefSeq, a predicted model, not a curated record